AUGACUAAUGCGUCUGUCAUUAUUAAAGAACAUAUAAUUCCUUGCCAACAUAUUCGGGGCUAUCCUCGCUCCACAGCCCACGAACAAGAAGAGCUGCUUCAUCUUAGUAUUAAGCAAUACAUCCCACAUGACAACCAAGAUCCUCAGCCCGGCGAUGUCACCAUCAUCGGAACUCAUGCUCAGGGAUUCCCCAAGGAGCUGUACGAACCGCUUUGGGCCGACAUGCAUAGCCGGUUGAAGUCGACGGGGGUUUCUAUUCGCAGCAUCUGGAUUGCAGACGUGGCAAACCAAGGAGCCAGUGGCGUACUCAAUGAAUACAAGCUGGGAAACGAGCCUUGCGCAUCCGACCAUGCCCGUGAUCUCCUACACAUGGUUAAUACAUUUCGCGACCAAAUGAUACGCCCUAUUGUUGGUAUCGGCCACAGCGCGGGUGGCACAAUCCUCGUCAGUCUCGCACUCCUCCACCCACGUCUCCUAGAGACUUUGAUCCUCAUCGACCCCAUCAUUCACCGGCACGUGUUUGCAGCGGGCUACAGCACACCUGCGCUCGCUUCGGCCCGCCGCCGCGAUGUGUGGCCGUCCCGUUCCGCUGCAGCCGAGGACUUUCGCAGGAACAAGUAUUACCGCAAGUGGGAUGAGCGUGUGUUGCAGCGGUGGCUGCAGUAUGGCUUGCGCAAUCUACCCACGGCUGUGUACCCGCGCCACAUGCAAGUGGCCGGAGCCGAAGCUCACGUGACGGACGAAGAUGCCUCCACUGACGCUGUCACGCUCACCACAACAAAGCACCAGGAAGUCUUCACUUUCCUCCGGCCAACCUUCGAUGCACACGCUUACCCUGGGAUCGGCGCGCAGCUAGGCGGGCCAAACAGCGUGGCGUAUGCAGAUUACACGCCAGAGGCGGCACUGCCGGGCCAGCCAUUUGAGCGCGCCGAGUCCGUCGUCGCAUUCCACAUGUUGCCAUAUGUGCAGCCGUCGGUGCUGUACGUGUUCGGCAGCGAAUCCCACUACACGGCCUGCGAGCCGACUGCUGACAAGGUCGAGUCAACGGGCGUGGGCAUUGGCGGAAGUGGUGGUGCAGCCAAGGGUCGGGUGGCGGAGGUGACGGUCCAAGGUGUCGGCCAUCUAAUCCCCAUGGAGGCCGUUGGCGAAACGGCGAAAUUGGGUGUCAAGUGGCUCGCAAAUGAAAUGGCGGCAUGGAGAGAAAAAGAGAUCGUCGAGCGAAGCGAAUGGGCGUACAUUCCGGAUGAGCAGAAGCGGACGAUUAGUGAUCAGUAUCUCGAGGCGUUGAGAGGCCAGACGAAAUCUGAUGUUGCACGAAUCUCCAGACUUUGA
Messenger RNA from Bipolaris oryzae ATCC 44560, 1332 nucleotides. RefSeq lists its product as uncharacterized. The transcript is spliced from 4 exons. The record is from RefSeq and is a predicted model, not a curated record. The coding region runs from base 1 to 1332 and encodes 443 amino acids. Lineage: Eukaryota; Fungi; Ascomycota; Dothideomycetes; Pleosporales; Pleosporaceae.